Linum tenue is the source of this 285-nucleotide messenger RNA. The record is from the annotation of a GenBank genome assembly. NCBI's taxonomy places the organism in Eukaryota, Viridiplantae, Streptophyta, Magnoliopsida, Malpighiales, Linaceae.
GUCGGUUUUGCGCGAUUGCGUUGCGGCUAGGACUAGGAGUUAUGGGGCAGCCGGCGACGGCAGCUACCGGCAAUUGAUGUCAACACAAGCGAAGACAAUCGAGCAGUCCGGUGAGGAUCAGACGAUUCGGAGGAGCAAACAAUCAGAAUGGCGGCGAGGGUCUGGAUGGCAAGCCACGUCGUCGAGCCGUGUGAUGGGAGGAUGGAGGAGUAGUGGCGCCGGAAUAAGAGAAGAAGGAGCGGUUGACCGGCUCUGCUAGCCCAAGCCCACUCUCCAAUUGCAGGG